CUUAAGAUUGUUUGUUUCCACCUGUGAUAGACGUGUAUUUACGAACUGAGCUUUGUGAAGCAACCACGCUCGGAAGAUAACAUUCAUUCUUUUGAACUUGGGGGAAUAUUUACGGUGACGUCCCGGAUUAUUACCUUCCAACAUGUGGCUGUUCCUGGAUUUGCGAAAUCGACGUAACUGACGUCAAAAACGUUUCCUCUUCGUAACAGCUGUUGGAGGACUUUAAUUUAAUUUUUUUUAAAGAAGAAGAAGAGGAAGAAGAAGAAAAACCUCAUCAACAACAACGACAAGGAUAAUAUCACUCUAAUAACACACUGAACUCUGCCGGCCGGCUGGCUGACUUGCUGGAGAUCGCAGCUUCGGGAUCGACCACGCCUCGCCACCCACGGGUAAACCCCUCGCCCCCUCUUGCUUAAGGUGUCCCCAAACUUUUAAACACCCCCCCCUCCACUCCCCCUCCCUCCUUCCCAUCGUACCGGAACGGCGACAUUGUCACCCGUAGCCGUUGAGUCGUGGCCAGAAUUUGUCCCACUUCAAGCGGAAAUCCCAACAGACAGGUCCCCCCGCCCCAGGUCUGGCUAUUGAGGACUUUCUCUACACACGCACAUACACACACGCACAAAAAGAAGAAAUAAAUUCUUUACACACACACACACACACACAAGCACACACAAAUAGAAAAGGAAAAAAAAAGUUUGGAGAUAAAAGUAUACUUCUGAUUUAAAAAGUAGAGGGGUGAAAAUACUUACAUACAGUAAAGUGGGUAGGUGAGCGGAUAUACUUAAAACAAGCUGAGCAACGGAAUACUUAACUUACAAUACGGCUGAUAGAGGAACAAUUUAAAAAAAAAACAGCCUACAAGAAAGGAUUUAGGGGAGCGAAAAUACUUACACUAAAGCAAAUUGAGCAACAGGAAUGGUUACAAUAAAGCGGGUAGAGGGUCGAAAAUACUUACAAUAAAGCAAAAUUGUACUUUGAAAAUUCUUAUAAUAUAUCAGGUGGAAAAGGGUGGGAACACCUAGAAUAAAGCAGUGUUAGAGGAGCGAGCGAAAAUACUUACAAUAAAACAGGUAGCAGGGCUAGUGAAAGUACAAUAAAAACUGGUAGAGCGUCAAAAAUAAAGCACUUAACAAUAAAACAGGUAAAUGGACGCUGCAGUGUUUUUAUAACACCUCUUCUCUCUCCCGAAGGAAGACUUUUCGUCCCCCCCCCCAACCCCCAGUCAGCUGUUUUCCCCUACCUUCUAUUCCUACCCGGGGUAAAAUCUACCUCGCCGUUCGGCCUGAUUUGAUCAGUUCGUGUCGCGCCUUGCCGCUGAAAGGACACUACAGGCCUGGAUUAAAGCCCGGGGUAAAGCCGUGGACGUUUGGUGUCCGUGUGAAGAGAGAGAUAGUCUGUUGUCAUCCAGUCCGAGAUUAAGAGCAGCGGAAGGAAGGAAGGAAGGAAAGAGCUAGGAGGAGGAGGAGGAAAUAAUUCGAAGUACUUUUUCAGGAGUCUGUGGUACUCCAGUCCGGGAUUAAGAACGGAGGAAGGAAGGAGCGAGGAGGAGGAGCAGGAAAUAAUUCGGAGUACUUUCUCGGGACUCUUCUGUCCUCGAGUCGAGGAUUAAGAGUGGUGGAAGGGAGGACGGAAGAAUACAGAAAGAAGGAAGAGAAAAGAAGUUGGAGUACUUUCUCAGGAGUCUGUUGUCCUCCUGUCUGGAAUUAAGAGGGGUGGAAGCAAAGAAGGAAGGAAGGAGAGGAGGAGGAGGAAACAAUAUCGGAUUACUGUCUUGGUAGAAGUGUUUGAUUCCUUCAAGUGGGAUAAUACACAGUGCUGACGAUAUGAGCACUUGGCUGAAGAGAAAUACGUCCAAGAAAUAUGUUCUCCCUCAGGAACAGGAGAGCAUGGACCGGAUCCUGGAGGGACUGUUGGAGUCCCAGCAGCCCGAGCAGGUCAAGAGCGCCAUCAUCGCGCGCAUCUGUGAGCAGGGGGCGCAACCCACACACCCGCCCGCCACCGUCAGGGGCGUCUUUCUGGUGAAUCCUGCGCUUCAUCCGUCAGACGGACGAGGUGUCCCAGUACCUCAGCAUGGUGUGGCGCCUCCACCCAGCCACCCUGUUGUCCGACUGCCUGGCGGAGAUUUUCCGGGUCAUCUCCACGCCGCGCGACGACGCCACCGCCGCUGCCCUGGAGAACUCGGAGCCGGCCAUCUGCCUGGCGUCGCUCGUUAAGCACGUUCCUAUAGAGCUGGCCAACAGGGUGGCGGAGAACAUGGCGUACCCUCAGCUGAGGUCCGCCUCCUUCUGUAUCCUGUCACAGAUGCUGCUCAGUUUCCAGCACUCGCCUGAGCCCUUUCACAAAGACCAGCCGGUGCCGAGUCAGGAGGAGAUGAAAACCCUGCUGAAGCAGAAGCAGUGGAGCUCGCAAGUGAGCGGGUCCUCUGCCGAUCAGCUAGAUAGCUUGUCCAGUGUGGUCAGUUCUUCAUUGGUCAGCACCGUGCACCAGGAGAAGCUGGAGGUGGGCAAGACAGGCCUGGAGAACCUGGGGAACACUUGCUACAUGAACAGUGUGCUGCAGGCUUUGUACAUGUGUGAUAGGUUCCGACAAGGCAUCUUGAGUAAACCACCUACUGGAAGUGAGAACUUAUUGGUGAAAUUGCAACAUGUCUUUGCCAUGCAGAGUCAGUCCUUGAGACCUUGCACUGCCCCGAGGAAUUUCUUGCUGUCCUCACGCCCACCGUGGUUCACCCCCGGCCACCAGCAGGACUGCUCAGAGUUUCUCAAAUACCUCCUGGACCAGCUGCACGAAGAUGAGAAAACAGCUGCCAGCGGCUGCCGUACCAUCGCUAAAUCUCCCUCGUCCAAUUCUCUCUCGUCGAAUGGCACUUUGAAGUUGAGCAAUGGCAAGUCGAGCAAGAAGGGGGAGGUUACUUUGACCUCAGUGAAGCUGAAAUCAGAGGACAACUCUGCGGGAGAUCUCAGCCUGAAGAGCACGAUGUCCUUGAUAGAGAAGACGUUCCGGGGACAGGUGCAGACCACACUGAAAUGUCUGGCAUGCAAACAGGAGUCCCAGCGCGUCGAGAGAUUUGCUGAUAUCCCUCUAGCCUUCCCCAACUCUUCCAAGUCAUCGGACGUCCCUCAAAAAAUUCUGGCUGGCGGCAGUGGAACGCCAGCUCCAGCCACAGCCACGACGCCGGAAAAUAGUUCCCAGUCUGGGGCUCCUCCGUCUUCGUCUUCCACGAGCAGCGAAGUCGACGGUGCGGAAAGUGACGGCCCCGAGGGCAGUUUUACUCUAAAUGAUCUCCUGUCGUUCUAUCUGAAGCCAGAGAAGCUGGUUGGGGAUAACCAGUACCACUGCAACGGUUGUGGCAAGCUGCAGGACGGAGAACGCCGGAUCCACAUCGUGGAGUCGCCACAGUACCUUAUCCUGACGCUGCUACGCUUCUCCUACGACACCAAGCUCCAAACCAGGACAAAGAUCUUUGAGGACGUUCAGUACCCCAGAACCCUGGCGCUUCCUGUCCACGAAGUCACGCCCCCUCCCUCCCCAUCCUCCUCCACCUCCUCCAAAGACUCUUUUUCUUCAUCCUCUUCCAACUCCAAAAAACAGCACUCUAGAGGGAACAGUUCUGUCACUAGUAACAAUGUCAUAACUAAUAAUAACAAUUAUAAUAACAAUAAUGUUGAUGAGCAUAAGCCACAGUCUUCGUCGAGGUUGGAGCAAAUAUUAAAGCAGCUGGCUCCCAAGACAGAUGACGAGGAGACCAGCGUCCACCAUUGUGAUUUGUACGGGCUCUGUGCCGUCGUGGUGCAUUCUGGGACCUCGUCGGAGUGUGGCCACUACUACUGCUACGCUCGCCACUCCUCGGCUCAGCAGACUGACCUCAAAGUUUUGGAAAAGGUGAACGUGGAUUUGAACACCCUGGAUCUUCUGCCUGACAAGUGGUAUAACUUUAACGACAGCCGCGUGUCACACUCAAGUUUUACAUCCUUCAGCAAUGUGACCAAGAAGUUCUCCAAGGACACGGCGUACGUCCUCAUCUACCAUAAACUGACCGCUGAUGGACAGGACCAGAGCUUAAGCUCAGACCCACCCCUUCGCUCUGACCUCAGAGAUGCUGUGGUCAAGGACAACGAAAAAUACCUGAAGGAACAGGAGCUCGAAGCCAGGGCCAAAGAGGAGCAGCAGCGGCGCAGAUCAGCGUCUGUGGGCUCCGCCUCUCUACACAAGUGGCGGGACGACGAUGACGACCCACCAGGCGGCCCGCCUGGCUUUGGCGGCGCUUUUGGGGGCGGUGGUGGCGGCUUUGAUUCCAUGGGGCCUCACUUUGUCUUCUGAGCUUCUGUUCGUCGCUUCUUGAUAAUGCAGCCCAGUGUUACUUAUGGGGAAGUUAUUUGUGGUGGGGUUUUUUGGGAGUUGUUUUUUUGUUUAGAUUUUUUGUGGGGGUUUUUCCGGGAGGGG
Molecule: messenger RNA, 4443 nt
Organism: Aplysia californica (California sea hare)
Lineage: Eukaryota; Metazoa; Mollusca; Gastropoda; Aplysiida; Aplysiidae
Product: ubiquitin carboxyl-terminal hydrolase 35
Biological process (GO): protein deubiquitination
Cellular component (GO): nucleus; cytosol
Molecular function (GO): cysteine-type endopeptidase activity; cysteine-type deubiquitinase activity
Source: RefSeq, a predicted model, not a curated record